AAUAGGAGGGGCUAUAGAGCCGCCUCGCUAUAUCGGCUUCCAUCGUUGCCUCAAGUUCCACUUCGUUCGCAAGCAGGCUUCCGCUGCCAGGCACUAUAUAAAGCGCGUUUGCACAACGCCUGUCACUUUCCACAGUGCGCCUGCAGAGCGGUCACGAAAGCGUUGUGCAAUACUGCUACACAAUGGAUGAUUUGCGCCGUGCUGCGUUCGCGGUACGCGACGCCAGCGAUAAAGUUAAAAACCACUACAUUGAAUCUGCCGAAAAAGUCACGGAUUGGUGGUAUGGUAAGGAGUUCCCGUACGACCGCCUACCGACACCGACAUCAGUCCGCCUCAUCAAGCUCGACCGCCCCUCCUCCGAGCGGGGAGACGACAAGAUCAGUUUCGUAAUGAAGACAGCCGAUCUCGAACUCGGACCACGCUUCACCGCGCUAUCAUAUACUUGGAAUCUAUCACGGUCGACUUGGAGCAGGGGCGCACGCCGCAUAUUGAAUUUCUGGAUGUACGAGGACUUCGAUGAGUUCGUCGAGCUUUUCAGACCAGAGACAGAGUCACAGGCCGAGAUGUACAUGCACCUGAAUGCCUUCAAGAAGGUCACCUGCAACGGCAAGCCCAUGAAGGUGCAUCAGAAUCUCUUCCAGGGGUUGAAACAAUUGCGCAAGAAAAGACAGGAAGAGUGGUUCUGGAUUGACGCUUUGUGUAUAAAUCAGAGUGAUGAAGACGAGAAGGUGGCUCAAAUCCCACUCAUGGGUCGAAUUUAUCACCAAGCUCAGCUUGUCGUCGUCUGGCUCGGUGAUUUGAAUAAGCAAUGGGCCAAAGGUCUCCAGCUCCUCGAGGACGUCGCCGCUUCCAAGAGGCCGUUGCCGCCUGAUUCUGUAUUGAUGAGGCUUCCGAUGAACGGUGGCAAAUUCUUACCGCCAAUAGAGAGCCCGGCAGAUAUGAAAGAGUUUUUCACCAUGUUCGCUACUGCAACACAUCUGAUAUGUCGGCCGUACUUUCGCAGGGUAUGGGUGGUACAAGAGCUUUGCCUUGCGAGGAAGGUCGUGUACCUGCACGGGGAGUACGAGGUCACUCCUGAGGCGUUGCAGACAGCCUGGAAAUGGAUACUAUUCAGUACCAGCGACAAGAGUAUCACACCUUGGAACAUGAAGGUCAUGAAGGCAGUCAUUCGGCCCCUUGUUGGAGCCCAGAUGGAGCUGCUACCAUCCUCAGCGGCUUCCCACGAAGGCUUCUCCCGAGACAGUAAGGGAACUCUGAUCAAUUGGCUUCGGGUGUGCAUGGGACGCCAGGCUACGCAUGACAAGGACUUCGUGUUUGCAGGACUGUCGCUCAUCAGGGAGGAUCUGUUAACCAUUGAUCAGAGCUUGCAGCCUGUGGUAACCCCACCUGCGCCGCCGCCACCAGAAUCCGGUAUCGCGGGCCAUCAACACAACAAGCGUAGCAUGCACGACUACGAUGGGGCGUCAAGCAUCACACCGAACGGGCUUUGGCCAGUCUUAGCAGCCCGCCCUGCCGUUUCCGCUCCCGAAGUCCUUGUGAAUGCUGCCGCUUGUCUGCUCACCCAUGAGUCUGUCGAGACACUAUUCACACUGGCCUCCCGCAUGCCUGAAGAAUAUCAUUUGAACGACAAGGUUUCCACAGUCCCACGAGAAAUCGGAAAGACAGCACAGACCUUGCCGUCUUGGGUCCCCGCACCGGGGUCCUGGAAGAGUGAAGCAACUAGCGAUUUGAUUCCUCCAAAGAUCAAUAAUCCAUGGUGUGCAGGCCCUGCGCGGCACGCAUCAGCGGGCGACGCCUCCUCAGUCUCGCCUGUUUGCUCCAUCUCUCCUAACGGGAGAGAGCUCAUCGUCGACGCUGCGACAGUGGACACUGUCUCUGCAGUCGACUUCGACGUCCUGGAUCUGCUCAAACUCAUGCGCUUCAUGACACAAAGGCCCGUGGUGUACAAUGGCGUGGCCGAGGCCCGCAAGACUGCGCGUCAGCCGUCUUUGCUGGAGGCCAUCGCCUUCACCAUGGUGGCCGGCCACGUCAAUGGCAAGCGCAUCACGCACGCUCAGGCUGGCAAGUGCCUUUGCGAGUCCAUCGAGUCGAUGGUUCACGCUUCCGUCCUGAGGGACCAGCAUGAGCUAGCCGGGCAGACGAUGGCCAGGGAAAAGAGCGAAGCGGCAGCACGCAAGGCUCACGGCAGCGGCGCGGAUUUGCAAACAGCACCAUCGGCCGCAGCGGAGCAGUGGAGAGCAGACCGCGAGCGUGAGACCAACACGCAGAAAAGCCUCGCCGACGUCAUCGCCGAGUUUGAAAAGCUGAAGCACCUGUAUGCGCACAUGCCUUGGCCCGGGGAGGCGGUGAGGCAUUUAACCUCGGAGGAGGCGAUUUUGGAAGUGUCCAGCAACGAGUUGAGAGAGAAGAAGAUGCGGCGGAAGGCAGUCCUGAAUUUCCUCAUGGGGCAGCCCAGCCACGGCUUCGGGGGCUUUAGAGUUUUUCCUCCAGAGAAGGAUGAAGAUCCCUUCUUCGACGUUGAAAGGCCUGUUAGCGACGAAUGCCGGGCCUUUGAGGAGGCUUGCAUGUCGAUGCUUGCCUGGCGCAGGUUGUUCGUAACAAGGACUGGGCUAGUCGGCCUCGCGCCUACCUGGGUCCGAGAAGGCCACCACGUUAUGCUGGUGUCUGACUCUUCUGUUCCUUUCGUGUUCUCCCGAGCUAGAGGCACAAAAAGGGAUACCUGGACGCUUCAAGGCGAAGCCUUUGUUGAUGGUAUCAUGCUCUGGGAAGCCAGAGAAUUGGUUGAUAUGGACAGAAUAUGUGUAGUUUGAGACAUAGAUAUCGAGGAGCCAUCGAGAACUUUCACAGCCUUCUACAAUGUGCGGAGCACAGAACGCGGCGACGACAUGAUUAAAUGUCUAGGUAGGCUUCAGGGCAAUCGCAAGCCUUUUUAGCUGACGCCGCGAGGACUUCAUAUGGGCACUGAAUUUACAUCCGUUGCUAUCCGCUCGAACGGCUGUAUACCCGAUAGGCUGAUGGGCUGGCUUCCUGCAGCGUGCUCCACGGCAGCGUCCCGGUGCCUGGCACCACCUCCCUGCCCAAUGUUGCGCAUGUGCUCGUCUUGUCCAUAAC
Microdochium trichocladiopsis is the source of this 3111-nucleotide messenger RNA. RefSeq names its product heterokaryon incompatibility protein-domain-containing protein. The transcript is spliced from 4 exons. Lineage: Eukaryota; Fungi; Ascomycota; Sordariomycetes; Xylariales; Microdochiaceae. The record is from RefSeq and is a predicted model, not a curated record. Bases 183 to 2810 code for a protein of 875 amino acids.